GAAAUCUCGUGUGAGUGGAAGAGAAAUUGGCGAUUGGAGGGUGUUAAACUGGCAUCGGGAAGAUUGCGUCGGCAGAGGUCCGAAUGGGGAGCGAAGAAGGAGAUGGCAUGGCGAACGUAGAUGCGGCUGCCUCAUGGCAGCAAUAUUACACCUGGUGUGGCCCGUACUCGCACCCUCACUCGCACUCGCACCCCCACGGGCCAGCUACGGGCCAGCCGCACACUCACUCCCAUCCCCACUUCCACCACCCGAAUCAUCUGAAUCAGUAUCAGGCAGGUCAGUAUCAGCAGCAAUCACUGACGGCGUCCACCGCGAACGCAUCCGCCCACUAUUCAACCUCUCAGCAGUAUCAUCUGCAGCUGCAACCCGCCCAGACGCCACCCUUACACCAACAGCAGCAGUUUCACCCUGUUAGGGGACAGACCGCGCCGAGAAGAGCCGCUCCUUACGACCGAACAG
Messenger RNA from Eufriesea mexicana, 459 nucleotides. RefSeq names its product selenoprotein P-like. The annotation marks the transcript as partial. The transcript has a single exon. NCBI's taxonomy places the organism in Eukaryota, Metazoa, Arthropoda, Insecta, Hymenoptera, Apidae. The record is from RefSeq and is a predicted model, not a curated record.